GGCGGGGCGAGCCCCGAGCAGCGACCCGGCAGCGGGAGGGAGGGCUUAGAGUUACCGCCGGGGGUAAGGGAAGGACAACGAUGGCGCCGGUGCUGCUACUGCUGAUACUCUCGGUGCUGCCGGUGGCCGCCGCCUACUUGUGCUGCGUGCGGCGGCACACGGGCAGCGCGGGGUUCGUGAUGCGCCGCCGGGAGCCGGGCCGGGCCGAGGCGCGGAGCAGCAGCCCGCCGCGGGACACCUGGGCCCCGCGGCUGUGCGGCUCCGGGCUGCGCCUCUUCGUCCAUGUGGCAAACACGGCUUUUGGACAGAUCUGCUUGCUGCCAGUCUUAAUGAGGCUAAACAACUUCUCUCUCAUGCGUUCACUUGACAUUCAAGAAGAUCCCACGUUUAUCCCAGAGGUUGCUGCAGAGGUUACAGAAGACAAGUCUGAGGCUAAAAGCACUUCAGAUAUUAUAGAGCAGCUGAUAGAUGGAAGGUCUGAUUCUGCUCCCAAUGGGUUUAGCUUCAAAGGCAUCAAAGACUACCUGGACUGCUACUGGAGUGGGAAGCUGACACCAUCUCAGGUAGCAAGGAACAUCAUUGCCAUGCUGGAGGACUGCGACAAAUCCACACCCCCACUCAGAGCAAUUGUGCAAUGGGACCAAGAACAAAUAAUGCUGAUGGCUGAGGCCUCUACUGCUCGUUAUAGGAAUAAAUGUACCCUGUCUUACCUGGAUGGCAUCCCAGUGUGUCUGAAAGAAGAGUUCAAAGUGGCACCUUACCAUCACCGAGUGGGAACAGUGUAUCUCGGGACAGAGCCUGAAACUGAAGAUGCUACUGUGGCCAAGAAGCUGCGAGAGGCUGGGGCUAUCAUUAUUGGUGUAUCAAACAUGCACGAACUAGGGACUGGAACAACUGGAUGCAACCCUAAUAGGUACCACAAGAUCCCUAGGAAUCCUUACAAGCCUAACCACUUCACAGGUGGGAGCUCCAGUGGGUCAGCAGCAGCUGUAGCAGCAGGUCUUUGCCCGGUGGCUAUUGGCACAGAUGGAGGUGGCUCUGUGAGGAUUCCUGCUUCAUUCUGUGGUGUGGUGGGGCUAAAAGGUACAUUUGGGCGCAUCAGUUGUCAUGGCAGCUUGCCACUCUCCUACUCUACAGUCAGCGUAGGCCCUAUCUGUACCUCAGUGGCAGAUGCAGCCAUUGUCUACAGUAUUCUUGCUGAGCCAGAUCCACUCUAUCCAUAUGGUCUUAAACAGCCCAAAGCAACCCUUUCUGAUAUGUGUGCUCCUGAUCUGAAAGGCUUGAAACUGGGAGUGGACUGGACAUUUUUUAAGGCCUGUGAUGCUGAAAUCCUGUCCAUGUGUGAGAAAGCUGUGGAGCACCUGCAGAGUUUGGGAGCCAGUGUGGUUGAAGUGUCUCUUCCGGAGAUGGAAGAAGUUAAAGUAGCACAUGUAAUCUGCAUUCUCAGUGAGAUGAGGGAUUUUCUGCAACCUGACUUCAAUAAACAUUUUGAGGAAAUGAAUUUGGACACUCGGGCUAACCUGGCCUUGGCUUCACAGUUCACAGCUCUGGAUUAUAUUACAGCAAAUCGACAGAGAACUCGGAGCAUGAGAUUUCUGCGAGAGAUCUUCACCACUGUGAACUGUAUCCUUACACCAGCUGUUGCUUCUACUGCACCAAGAAUCUUUGAAUCUGACCUAGUGACUGGGAGCAGUGAUAUGUCCUUCACAGCUCGGUCCAUGAGGUUCAUGCAGCUUGGUAACUUCACUGGGAUUCCAGGCCUUGUGGUCCCCAUUGGAUAUUCUACUGCUGGGCUUCCCAUCAGUUUCCAGGUCAUGGCAAAAUGGUGGGAUGAAGCUGUUCUUCUGAGGAUUGGCCUGAAGCUAGAGCAGUUCCGUCAGCAGACAAAAAAACCAUCCAUUUAUUAUGACAUCCUUGCAUGACAGUGACCAAGAUUGGGAAUAAGUCUUUUUAUCUCUCCUAGACUGACCUGACCAAGUAUUAGAGUGGACUUGUUUUCAAUAUUCAUCUGAAUAAGGCUUAGUAGCAGGCCUGUUUGAGGAAUAGGGAGGAGGACUGAUCUAAAAAGGCACUGAUGCUAAGCAGACAUAAUUUCUGCUCCCUGCUCAUUACUAGAUGGUCCAGUUUAUACUGGGAGACCAUAUGUGCUAGCUAGUUUCUGCUGGUUUUGGCAAGCAGGGAAGCUGCAACUAUCUUGUGCAACUUCUUUCCCUGUAGGGGGGGUCAAGAUGGAAGACAAUUGCACCUACAGGACUGCAUCCAGGCAGCUUAUACUACUGUGCAUGUUGACCUUAAACCUUCCCACAGAACUCCCCCUGCUCCAGGACAUAAGAAAGGUACUGUUUUGAGGGGGAGAGGCAGCAAAUAAUAUCAGCUCCCUUGGAAGGAGGAGGAUCUUAACACACCUGAAGUUAGGUAGUGUGUGUUUUUACCCCUAAAAUAGUCCCUCAGAGCAAAGAGGAAAGCCUAUAGUUAAGUGUUACUGUGAUUCUGUUCUUCAUAUUGCAAACAGUAAGGUCAGUCUCACUGUUGCACAAAGUAUGGGUCUGCUCACUGCCUGAGCAGUCCUAUCUACCUUCACCCUUAUAUGCAAGGAGAAUAAAAAUCAGAGCAUGAACCCUCAGCAACUCUGUGACUCAAAGUCUUGGUUCAGGGUUCUGGCUCUGUUACACAUCUCCAUUUCCCAGGCAAAGCCUUGGAGCACCUCUUUUCUCCCACUGGUUGCUUCAGUAUAAGGUAUUUAGGUGUCCAAAUGGAAGGAACUGCUUGGUAAUGCUGUGAAAUACUGCUUAAGAGGUGCUGAGCCAGUUACUGUAAACAGGUGAAAUCUGUAGCUGAGUACUGCAGGAAUUGAAGAUGGGUGUAAGAAAUGUAUUGCACAAAGCCAUGUGCAGCUAAGGGUUUGCUAUAGAUAAAAAGCCAACCCCUUCUUAUCCCAAAUGUACUUCCUGAAGUAAUCAAUGUAUAAUUAAGACACUGAUUAGGCUACACUACACCCAGGAUGACAGGGUUCUAAGCCUGUGUUUCAUUGAAAGGCUCCAGACUGUAAAAUACCAAGUCCUGCCAGCAGCACCACAGUCACAGGAAAUAAAAGGUCCAAGAGUGUGUUUUUGGAGUAGCUUGAGGUUAAUGCUCAGAGGCAUCUGUUGCCUACCACAUCAGGUAUCCUGGGCUUGUGAUCAGGCUGCUGGAGAAGCUGUCUUAGACAGGAGUAGAGAAGAUACUGUAGUCUGAGCUUGGAAGGAAAGAAGGAAUAGAAAGUAGCUGUGGUUUCUCCCAAACUUGGUACCAUUGGUUUUCCAGCCCUACUCCCCCAAUACCUAUCCACUCUUUAAACAGAGCUAGCACUUUACUAAUUUCUAAAGUCAAGUCAGAUCACAUCUGAAUGAAAGAACAUUGCACUGCCUUCUCCUUGAUUACCCAAAUUAAAGCAUCAACUACCAUCAGCUGUCAUCAUCCACAGCUAAAUUAAUGAUAUGGUUGAUACUGUCUUUUAUCUUCAAUCCCUCUAUAUGAUACUGCCACAACUAUCCUUUGCACUAGAUUCUAGUACAGUUCAACUAUAUGAAGAAUGGUUAAAUAGCCAAAUUAUUUCCUCUAUUAUUAAUAAGUUAUUAAGUACUACCAACAUACCUUAGAGUGAAACAUUGCUGAAAUGCACUGUUUAGCAAUAUGGGAGUUCUAAGUGUUUGACAAGAAUAAAUUUCUGCCAGGAACAUUACUGCUGGAAGAAAAUGACUGAAUAUUCCCUAAUUUAAUACUGUAUCUCAAGGGAUUAGAGAGGGAUGUUUAAAAUACUCAAAUACUAUCCUGCUAGAAGAAGCUAUUUCAAAUCCCUUACUAAAUGAGAUACUACUCCUAAAUUGUUAUUUCAAUAUUUAGUUCAUUAUCUGGGCAGAGUGAGGAAGCUGAAGUUGCUAGGAGGAGAAAUAGGAGCUAAAGAGGUUAUUUCUUAAAAAUAAUACUUGCAUCCCGCUAACACUUGAGAACUGAGAGCUUUUACUGACUGACUGUAACUUAAGUCUGUCUUUCCACACACUGCUUCCUCCCUUUUCCUAAACUGGUCACACCAGUGCGCAUUUCCAGUGCAAGACCUCCCUGGUACUGAGGUUACCAAGAUAAAUUUUAUGCCCUGGUGAAAGGACCCAUGUUUCCUUUCUUCCCCAGGGUGUUAGCUUAUCAGAGUUCGACAGCAGGCCAGUUCCUAAUUAACAACAUACUGUCCCCACAUUAUGCAAUAGUUUUGUGAGCAAAGCAGACACAGUGACCACACACACAAGCCUGUUGCAUC
Molecule: messenger RNA, 4291 nt
Organism: Calypte anna (Anna's hummingbird)
Lineage: Eukaryota; Metazoa; Chordata; Aves; Apodiformes; Trochilidae
Product: fatty acid amide hydrolase
Exons: 20
Coding region: 81-1922 (613 amino acids)
Molecular function (GO): catalytic activity
Source: RefSeq, a predicted model, not a curated record